GCCCGCCCUCUCUUUUAGAUCUUUUUAGCGACCACGACAACAUUUUUCCCCCUGGCUUUUCGAUAUCGUGAACUGUCGAAAAGCUACCUGAGGAAAAGCGACAAUCGACAAGAUGGCUGACCAGGAAUACAACGCCGAGGAGGCUGCCGAGUUGAAGAAGAAGAGACAAUUCCGCAAGUUUUCCUACCGCGGUAUCGAACUCGAGCAACUCCUCGACCUCUCCUCCGAGGAACUCCGUGAUCUCGUCCAUGCCCGUGCUCGCCGCCGAUUCAACCGUGGCUUGAAGCGCAAGCCCAUGGGUCUCAUCAAGAAGCUCCGCAAGGCCAAGCAGGAGGCCAAGCCCAACGAGAAGCCCGACCUCGUCAAGACACACCUCCGUGACAUGAUUGUCGUGCCUGAGAUGAUUGGCUCCGUUAUCGGUAUCUAUUCUGGCAAGGAAUUCAACCAGGUUGAGAUCAAGCCUGAGAUGGUUGGCCACUACCUCGGAGAAUUCUCCAUCUCAUACAAACCCGUCAAGCACGGUAGACCCGGUAUUGGUGCUACCCACUCCUCCCGUUUCAUCCCCCUCAAGUAAACGUGUUUUACUUUUCUAUAACAAAAACGACCUUUCAAAAUACCAGAGAAAACUCACGCUAUGCUAUUAUCGACCUUGGUUUUCAUUUGUUCUGGAACCGGGAAUGGGAACGCGAGUUUGAUUGGUUUGGCUUUUCUUUUUCUAAUUUAUUCCAAUGUCAAAUAACUGCGUGAAUGAAUGGGCUUGAUGCAUGAGAUCUUGAUUCUGAAACUAUGUAGUACGUAUACGUAGUACGUAUACGGUACGGUAAAGUAUGCAGGAUAUAUUGUAGUCUACCACAUAUUCCUCUUUUCCUGCUCCAAAGUCGCCACGACAAUAGCCUCCAUCUUCUUCAAAUGCUCCUGAACAUUCUUAUCUCUGUUCCUCCCCAACAUCCCGGCCUCCUCGAGAU
Talaromyces stipitatus ATCC 10500 is the source of this 965-nucleotide messenger RNA. Its product is annotated as 40S ribosomal protein S15. The transcript is spliced from 5 exons. Gene Ontology annotation, molecular function: RNA binding; structural constituent of ribosome. Gene Ontology annotation, biological process: ribosomal small subunit assembly; translation. Lineage: Eukaryota; Fungi; Ascomycota; Eurotiomycetes; Eurotiales; Trichocomaceae. The coding region runs from base 113 to 574 and encodes 153 amino acids. Gene Ontology annotation, cellular component: cytosolic small ribosomal subunit; ribosome. The record is from RefSeq and is a predicted model, not a curated record.